Macrosteles quadrilineatus (aster leafhopper) is the source of this 1230-nucleotide messenger RNA. RefSeq lists its product as uncharacterized. The record is from RefSeq and is a predicted model, not a curated record. Gene Ontology annotation, biological process: synapse organization. Gene Ontology annotation, cellular component: neuron projection membrane. The transcript is spliced from 9 exons. The coding region runs from base 1 to 1224 and encodes 407 amino acids. Lineage: Eukaryota; Metazoa; Arthropoda; Insecta; Hemiptera; Cicadellidae.
AUGGCCAUAGAGCUUCCUGAGGAUUAUGAGAGAUUAGAGUUCCAGAGUUCUCCAGCUCCCUACGAAGUGACAGUGUUUGACACAUCCUAUAAUCCCAAGUUGAAGCUGGCCAUAGAGCUUCCUGAGGAUUACGAGAGAUUGGAGUUCCAGAGUUCUCCAGCUUCCUACGAAGUCCCAGUGUUUGACACAUCCUAUAAUCCCAAGUUGAAGCUGGCCAUAGAGCUUCCUGAGGAUUAUGAGAGAUUAGAGUUCCAGAGUUCUCCAGCUCCCUACGAAGUGACAGUGUUUGACACAUCCUAUAAUCCCAAGUUGAAGCUGGCCAUAGAGCUUCCUGAGGAUUACGAGAGAUUGGAGUUCCAGAGUUCUCCAGCUUCUUACGAAGUCCCAGUGUUUGACACAUCCUAUAAUCCCAAGUUGAAGCUGGCCAUAGAGCUUCCUGAGGAUUAUGAGAGAUUAGAGUUCCAGAGUUCUCCAGCUCCCUACGAAGUGCCAGUGUUUGACACGUCCCUGACAACUAAUCUCUCAGUACAAUUGGGAGGAACAGCAACCUUCUACUGCAGAGUCAGAAACACACGAGAAGACAGGGUGUCAUGGGUUCGAAGAAGAGACUGGCACAUCCUAAGUUCAGGGACGAUGACCUACACCAAUGAUGAGAGGUUCCAAGUCGUACAUGUAGACAGUACAGACGACUGGGACCUACAGAUCAAAUAUGUGCAGAGAAGAGAUAAUGGCACAUACGAAUGCCAGGUUGGGACCAAGUUUGGAAUACUCUCACACUACUACAACCUCCAUGUAAUCGUCCCUACAGCAUUCAUCCUGGGCAGCGGAGAAUAUCAUAUUGGGGAGGGCAGCACUAUCAGCCUCGUCUGUAUCAUAGAGAAUAGCCCAACUCCACCACAGUAUGUUUUCUGGUACCACAACGACAAGAUGGUCAACUACGACUCAGUUAGAGGCGGAGUCACUGUAGACACAGAGCCAGGACCCAAGACACACAGCAGACUCAUAGUCAACAAGGCUACCCCAGCGGACACUGGCAACUACACCUGCAGAGCUCCAAACACAGAUCCUGACACCAUCUACGUGUUCGUCAGUAAAGAAGGUGAGAACACUGCUGCAAUUUCGCGGCCUGACAGUGCAAGUAACUUUAGACCACUGCGAAGAUCGUCCCUCGCUUUCUUUUCAAUCUUCUUCAUUUUGUUUACCAAUUUGUAUAACUUAAUAUAAACACUU